AUGUCUGCUGGCAGUGCGGUUGCCCUGUUCCAGCGCGUAGUCAAGCGUCUUCAGCUUGAACGCGGCAUGCACUUUGUGACAUCGAUAAUUAAGAACUCGUUCGGAGGGUCUCGGGAUACGUAUUGGAAAACUUGGAACCAGCUUUUGUGUCACAGAACCCUCGGUGAUCUAGACACUAUAGUGCCAGAUGUUAUCAAGCCGCGAAGUGUGUCUCGGCGGCGUUACAAGUGCAGAGUGUGCGCUUACACGACGACCGCCGUCAGCCACCUUGAACGUCAUAUCAGGAAGCACACGGGCGAGCGGCCAUACCAGUGCGACCACUGUUCCAAGACAUUCAAGCAGCAGUGCCACCUAGUUCGGCACUUCAAGACCCUUCAUACGGGCGAGCACCCGUUAUCGCUUCGUGAACGGCUCAAGGUUCGCUAUCAUGACUGGGCGGUCUGAGCAGACCGUAUGGCAUCAUCCCAUUUACAAGAACUGAAAUCUGGGCGAGCUGGUAUCAAUUGCAUACUGGAGCAAGUAUUGAAAAAAAACUUACACAAGCGAGAAACUGAGACGCGAUACAUGUGCGAAUGCCUAUCUUGCAUUUGUUUUUUGUGUUUGUUUCUUGUGAUAUCUUCUCCAGCAUGCAAUGAUCCUGUGUGGGAGCGUAAUCACCUUGAUGCGUGGGAAGUGUGAACCCAUUGAAGCCUGUAAGGGAUUCAGUCUAACACGAAGCUUUUAUGGCAGCAUACGUACAAGUCGCCAUGUUUUCAAAGCCAUUACAGUACAGCAACAGAAAGCUGCACAAUGUAAAACUGCGA
Rhipicephalus microplus (southern cattle tick) is the source of this 803-nucleotide messenger RNA. RefSeq lists its product as uncharacterized. NCBI's taxonomy places the organism in Eukaryota, Metazoa, Arthropoda, Arachnida, Ixodida, Ixodidae. The record is from RefSeq and is a predicted model, not a curated record.